AUGCACACAACCCGGGGAAGUACUUCUCUGAAGCCCAUCUCCGUCAAGGAGACGGCCAAAAACAUUGUGGACAUUGUGGUGGACCCGGACUGUGCUAAGGAUGUCUACGACCUAGGGGAUCAUGUCAAAGGCCACAUCCUUGUGGAACCGAAUUAUCGGCACAUUGCUUUCGAUCAGCUGCGACUUUUUUUUACCGGAACACAGUGGACUAUUCAUCGGCGGGCUGCACAACGUCAAAAGGCCACUUAUGUGUUUGUCAAGGAGGAAUUACGCAUGGAUGAAGAAUGCUUAGACACAGCUAAUGGAGAAAUAGUUCCUGCGUUGCCACCGACCGAUCCGGGGGAGUUCCGAAUAGGACAAAAAUACAGAUACAAGUUCGAGUUUCAUAUACCUGGAGAAAUUUCGGAGGCUCUGGACAACGGCAUAGCUCUGACUAAACGACUACCACCGAGUAUAGGAAGCAACUCCAUGUUCGAAGAGACUCAAGGAGAAGAUAUCCCGGGAAAGGUUGGUGGUAUUCAAUAUGAGGUGAGGUUUCAGAUCAUGGCUGAAAUCACCAUGCGAUUCUAUCUCUAUAUUAAGGUCAUCCCCGCAUACCCAGCUGCCGUACAUUCUCUCAACACAAAGUUCUUCUUGGAACCACAACCUUCGACAUUUAUUGCAGAGCGCAAGUUUGGAGGAGGGUUCUUGAAAAAGAAGCCAAUGACGUAUGUGAAGAUGGGUAUCAACACAACACCGAGUAUCGUGGCUGGAGGAGCACCUACUCUGUACCUUGUUCAUGUCUUGUCAGACAAGCCUCAGGUUCUCAAAAAGGCUUGGGCCACUGUCGAAGGUAUUACUUACUGUUCUCUGUCAGGAAUGCAGUUUAUCCCCUCAGACUUACUGGUGAAGCGUUACUCUGAUGUGCAAAGGAUAGAAGAGAUCAUUCAAAGAAGUAUGGUGGAUCUGAAGAUUGAUUGGAAUGACUCUGACUCGUCUGACUCGGAUUACCCCUACUGUUCGGCUGUUCUCGAGAUUCCAGUAUCAGCAUCAAAAACCAUUAUCCCUUCAUUCUAUUCAGCUCUCAUUUCGCGUCAAUAUCUCGUGCGCUUUGAUUUGGAGUUCGAGGUUGGAACAAUGUCUUUGACUGUUCCAGUAGAGAUCACCAAGCACAACAACAGAGACUACAUGGCCAAGCUAGAUAAAAUGAAGGCUGACACGGGACGGUUUGUGGGGGAUUUCGUGCCUGCAUACUCUGCCCAGGACCCUCGAGGAGAAAUCACACGAACAGAAAGCCUGAGAAGCGUCAUCUUGUCGCCCGAAAAGGAUCUUGAAAAACAGAUCGUAGAACAACAACGAUACAAGACAUUGGUGGAAAGAAGCAGCAUAUCCUCAACACCAGCCUCAGCAAAGUCUAGCCAUGUCAAUUUAUACUCCUUGAAUGGUCACCCCGGGGUACAAGCUUCACCACUGUCUGCUCCUAUGUGA
This is a messenger RNA of Yarrowia lipolytica CLIB122, 1467 nucleotides long. RefSeq lists its product as uncharacterized. Gene Ontology annotation, biological process: protein monoubiquitination; protein polyubiquitination. The record is from RefSeq and is a predicted model, not a curated record. Gene Ontology annotation, cellular component: ubiquitin ligase complex. Gene Ontology annotation, molecular function: ubiquitin-ubiquitin ligase activity. NCBI's taxonomy places the organism in Eukaryota, Fungi, Ascomycota, Dipodascomycetes, Dipodascales.